Molecule: messenger RNA, 3154 nt
Organism: Onychomys torridus (southern grasshopper mouse)
Lineage: Eukaryota; Metazoa; Chordata; Mammalia; Rodentia; Cricetidae
Gene: Emp2
Product: epithelial membrane protein 2
Exons: 5
Coding region: 195-701 (168 amino acids)
Cellular component (GO): plasma membrane
Source: RefSeq, a predicted model, not a curated record
GGAGGCUCGUCGGCCGGGAGGGCGGAGGAGGCCAAGCCGUCCCAGCCCGAGCUUCAAAACAGUCGGCGCCUCACCCAGCGCACAGCCCGCCACUGCGUCCAGACGCCCGCGCCCGGUUUGGAUCUGUCUCUCCCAUCCUCUUUGGCUCCUCAUCCCUCCCUGGACUGUCCAGUUGCCCUCACUGCCCUGUGAACAUGUUGGCUGUUCUCGCCUUCAUCAUCAUCUUCCACAUCGUCGCUCUGGUGCUGUUGUUCAUUUCAGCCAUCGACAAUGCCUGGUGGGUAGGAGAAGACUUCUCAGCGGACAUCUGGAGAGUGUGCACCAACAUCACAAACUGUACAGAGAUCAGUGACAGUGAGUACUCAGAUUACUCCAUCAUGCAGGCAGUACAGGCCACCAUGAUCCUCUCCACAAUCCUCUGCUGCAUCUCCUUCCUCAUCUUUCUGCUCCAGCUCUUCCGCCUGAAGCAGGGAGAAAGGUUCAUCCUGACUGCCAUCAUUCAGCUGAUGUCAUGUCUGUGUGUCAUGAUCGGGGCUUCCAUUUAUACAGACCGGCGUCAAGACCUUCACCAGCAGAACUACAAAGUCUAUUACCUGGUGCAAGAAGGCAGCUAUGGCUACUCUUUCAUUCUAGCCUGGGUAUCCUUCUCCUUCACCUUCAUCAGCGGCCUCAUGUACAUGAUCCUGAGGAAGCGCAAAUAGGUUUCAGGAGCCCGGCCACUCUCCCACAGUAUGGCAUACACGUUCAUGUAACCAUUUUGUAUAUAAUCAUUUUUUGUGGUUUUUCUAGCAAACGUAUUGUUUCCUUUAAAAGCUUUUAUAAAAAAAAGAGGAGGAGAGAAAGUUUCGGCAUUCUUGGGAUCAGAGACCAGACCACAAAGGCUGGCAUUCAGAAUGCAAGCCCACCAAAAGUCUCAGCAAGGCCCAGCAAGAUCCAGCAAUGUGGAAAUCCACAGGAUGCUUCUCACCCAAGGACCUGGGGUGGGGUGUAGCCAAAGGCGGGAAAAGCCUGUCUUGGGGAGAGGCUCUCUGUAGAUUCCUGCCCUGCCCCCUUCCUCCACUCCACUCUGACAACCAUGGGUGGAAUGAUGAGGGGCCCAAGUGAAGGAUCUCUGUCCUCAGAUAUUAACCCCUAGUUCGUGUAAGAAGAAGCCUGGUUUCUGUCUGUGUGGGACCCAGAGUUAGGUCGUUGUACAAACUUUCUGACAGUCUCCUGUUGGCCUUAAGGAUAGUGACCCUCACUCAACCUAGGUGUCAUGUUUAGGCGUUGAGUCUCCAUAGGUAAUUCCUUAGGACAUCUGUUAUAUGCGGCUCUCAAGUCCACUUCAAAGACCCUCGGAAUCCUUCAUCAAAGGGGUGGGCCUGCGUCUCUGGAUGAGCUCCCUGAAAUAUGCUUAGAUGCACUAAAACUUGGGGUCAGAGUCCAAGACCCAGGGGAGCAGAGCCACCCUGUAAAUGUUAGCAGUCUCAUCACACUGAGAUGCCCCACUGCCAGCCACAGCUUGGCUGCCACCAGCUCUUGCUGCUUGUCCUAUAGCUGCUUUUAUCACCGUGCCCCACUCCCAAGCCAUAAGCCUAUCCCUGGGAGGUGGACUGGGCAGCCUCCUCCCUGCCCUGUCUUGGAAGGUCUCCCCUUUUCUUCCUGCCCUUCUUCCUGAGGUGGGUGCUUCCAUUGGACUUACUUCUGGAGCCUCAGAAGAUCCAUCUUCCAUUGACUCAUCUUCAGUAUGGAUGGGUCUUGCCACAUGGCAGGUGCAAGAGAUACCUUUCCAAACAAUCCUUAUGAGACUCAGUCUAGUGAAGAACACACACCAGAAACCAAUUAGAAAAACUACCAACUGAGAUGGAGUAGCAGGGCUGCCACCAGAGGUUCAAAACCUCCCAGGGUGAGAGGAAACCCACUUUCUGCAUGCCUGCCUUUAAGAGCCUUGAGGUGUCUACACUGCUCCACACAGAUGCCAUUUGUUGGGUAGUGCCCUCUGGGUUUCUCUACACAGUGUAGAGGAGUCUACAUUUCCCACAGUGAGACAGCAGGAAAGGGUUCCCAGAGCCAUUGCUCUCAAGAUGGGUAUCGAAGGAGAACCCAGAUGUACUCCAGUCAGUCCUGAGGAUGUCCUGAUAAAUGUGGCUAUGGAAAGGUUGUUAGUAGCACCCAAGAUUCAAGAACUCUAUGAUGACAACCCUUGGUAAUCUUUUCCAUUUGUGAGCAUCAAGUUGGAGAGGUGACUCUGGGACAGGGUGUGUAAAUUUGUGUUGUUUAAACACAUUUUCAUGCGCGCUUCUGUAAGGGGUCAUUUACCACUAGCUCAGUCCCAGCAAAGCUGGGGAGAGGAGGGAUAUUGAAUCUGAGUAGCUUUAGGGCCACCACAGACACCUCCUCAGUACAAGACCGGCUUCCCUCCCUCCACCUCUCCUGUCCUCCCUUCCUUCCUUCCCUUGGAGAGACUGCCAAGGUGGCCUGGGGCAGAGAUGGCAAAUGACGACCUCUUGCCUUGAUGGAGAACUUCCCACAGCUUACUGUUGGCUAGAUUGUAGGAUUGGCUCAAUGUCUUGUGAGGCUCACAGAGAAGGUCUGUCUAAAGUGUCCUCUGCACCUUCCCCUUGGGGACUUUUCUGUAAUAACAUUCUGCUAGUCAUGAUGGAAACAAGCAGACCAAACCACAGGCUUGAAAGCAUGGCCCAAGCCAGCAUGAAUUCCCACCUCAGAAAACCUAGGGCUCCAGAAGUGAACCAUCCAAUGGGAUGGGAAUGGUCCCAUGGGUUGUCUUGGCUGCUUACACUGUGGCCAACAUUCAGUGCCCACAUCUACCUGUGUCAUGAGAUGCCUCGCUCCUGCUCUGUGCCCUGCAUUUGGGAUGCUAGAAAGAGAUGAGGGUGUGAGAGAAAACAGAUCCACCUUUUGCCUAUGUAGGAUCAGCUCUCAAUUGGUGCUUAUCACUAGUUACCAAAGAGCAAUGACAAAGUCAGCUGGGAUAUCCAAGAAGCAUGUGUUAGGACCAAACCUGUCACUGUAUUUAAAGGAACUUUAGUUUGCACAUCUUACAACAUUUUUAUAAAGUACUGUAAUUCAUGGGGUGGGGCAUGUGACAGAGACAGACUAACCUAUGUUUGGCGUUUGCAUUAAAAUUAUUUUGGGUCUCUGUUUAAAGAAUUCA